AUGGCGUUCUGCUGCGUAGGAAGUCCGCUGGAUGAAAUGAAGCGGCUGGAGAAGUUGCGUGAGCGAGAUCCGGAGUCUGCAGAAAACUUAGUUGCCAACGGGAAGUUGCUCGUCGACUUUGUGCGCAAUGGGAAUCUGCGAGCAUUGCAGUGCGCAGCGGAGCAUCUCGGGGAGGGUCAAAUGCUGAUCUUUUAUGCCACAUCCUACACAGCGUCAUCGAGAACGUCGACAGUCCACAAAGUGCGGAGGCUGUGCAGCCACUUAUUCGCUUCCUUCUGGAUGCUGGUGUCGAUGUCAAUUGGCAAAGGAAGGCGGAUCUCUACACUGCUCUGCAUGUUGCAUGCUGUAAGAACUUGUACCCCAUCGCGUAUUUGCUGGUUCUUUAUGGCGCCGACGUGA
Phytophthora infestans T30-4 is the source of this 399-nucleotide messenger RNA. RefSeq lists its product as uncharacterized. Lineage: Eukaryota; Oomycota; Peronosporomycetes; Peronosporales; Peronosporaceae. Bases 1 to 399 code for a protein of 132 amino acids. The record is from RefSeq and is a predicted model, not a curated record. The transcript has 3 exons.